This is a messenger RNA of Mytilus trossulus (common blue mussel), 4876 nucleotides long. RefSeq names its product ubiquitin carboxyl-terminal hydrolase 16-like. The record is from RefSeq and is a predicted model, not a curated record. Gene Ontology annotation, molecular function: cysteine-type deubiquitinase activity; zinc ion binding. Lineage: Eukaryota; Metazoa; Mollusca; Bivalvia; Mytilida; Mytilidae. The transcript has 20 exons. The coding region runs from base 184 to 3450 and encodes 1088 amino acids. Gene Ontology annotation, biological process: protein deubiquitination.
UUUAACUUCGCCAUUUUCUGGAAGUCACGAUGAGAAAGAAACAGACUUCGGAAACCCAAUGACAUGGCUUGACCAUUUGUCAUUAUAUGUCCUUGAUCUAUUUCUAUAGACCUGCUAUUUUACUCAGCUGUUAUAUUGAAUUGCUGAUUAAUUUUACAGUAAAAGAUACUUUCCACCUAAGGAAUGAGAGUACAGGCUACAGAAACUACACCAACCUACAGCAUGGGAAAGAAUAAAAAGCAUAAGAUACGCAAGACAAAAGAGGCGUCUGACUCAUCAGACGAUGGAUCAGUACCAACAUGUAACCAUGUGAACAUGUCUGUUAAUUUUGCUCAGAUGAAGAAGGGAUUAGGUAAACAGACCUUUGGAGAAUGUUUAUCAUGUAAUAAAGACUCCACCAGUAGCAAACGUGGGGAUAAGUCAUGUGAUGGUAUGGCUGCCAGUGCCAUGACAACAGAAGAUAGUCUGCUAUCAGAGAUGGAACCCACAAUGUGGGUGUGUUUACAUUGUGGACACCAGGGCUGUGACAGGAACUCCCAUGAGAAGCAUGCGCUAAAGCAUUAUGAAACACCAAGAUCCAGUAGCCACUGUAUAGUGAUCAAUACUUCAACAUGGUCAACAUGGUGCUAUAAGUGUGAUGAUGCUGUCCCAGUAGAAAAGAAUAAGAAAAUACAAGAAUGUUUAGACCACCUUCGUAAGCAGUCUGGUCUACCAAUUAUAGAAUCUGGUUCAGCUAAAAGAACCAGUAGUUUUGGAGCAUCAGGGACCAGUACUGUAGAACAAGUUAAAGAAACCAGUAACAGACCUUUGACCCCUAGAGGACCAACUCCUGGUGUUUGUCAUAAAUUGAAGGGUCUGAGUAAUUUAGGAAAUACCUGUUUCUUCAAUGCAGUGAUGCAAAAUUUGACACAAACUCAGUCCUUAGAAAGUUUGGUACAAGAGAGAAGUAAGAAAGGAAAGUCUGUGAAUAUAGAUAGUAAACAGUUAAGUGAUACAGAGGAUGAUGAGGACGAGGAGAGAAAAGGGGAUAUCACUGCACUUAAAGAACUGCCUCCUAUGGAAAUAGUUUUACCUGAAGCAGGACCUUUAACCCAGUCAAUGGUUCAUUUUCUACAAGAGAUGAAUAAUAAUUCUAAUCGUAACAGUACAGUUAAUCCUUCAGCAUUAUUUAGUCAGAUAUGUAAAAAGGCACAAAGAUUUAGAGGAUUCCAACAACAAGACAGUCAUGAACUUUUACGAUAUUUACUGGACAGUAUGAAAAUGGAAGAAAUUAAGAGGUCACAGGCAGCCAUCUUAAAACAUUACAGACUUCCUGAAAAUAUAAAUCCUAAGAAAGUUCCUGAAGAUAUAAAAGUUAAAAUAAAAGAAUAUGGUAGAUUGGUCAAACACACAUUUGUAGAUACUAUGUUUGGUGGACAUUUACUCAGUACAGUUAUGUGCGAGGAAUGUAAACAUAUAAGUCAGAUAUUUGAACCAUUCUUGGACCUGUCUUUACCAGUCACUGAAGAAAAAACUCAAAGGCCAAACCUAGCACUAGGCGCCAGAAGGAAAGAGUCAGAGCAUAAGAUAGAUGAAAGUGUCAAAACUGAUGGUGGCAAACAAUACAAAGCAACCAGACAAAGUAAACAAGAGAUGAAAAAACAGAAAAGACUAGCAAAGAAAGAUGCAAGGAAGAAGAGUAAAGUUUCUUUGACAAAAUCGACACAAGAAUCUACUGGUCAAGAAGUUGAAGGGGAAGGAGAUCAGGAUAAUGAGCCUGAGGGUGUAGAUGAUGAAGAGGAGGAGGAUGAGGAUAAGAAGUCAGAAGGUCAGAAGUCAGGGGAGCAGGAUGAUAAUUCCAGUAGUAAGGAUGAUCCUUCGGAUGCAGAUAUAGAAGAUAAUUUAGAGAGUGAUAUAUCCCGAGUUCUAAGUAUGGAUACCUCUGUCAAUUUAUCUGCCGAGGAUGUAGGUAGUAAUAAUUCAACCACCUCCGUAUCAGAGAACACAAUGAACAGUAGUACAUCCACAGUACAAGAUACUACUGAUAGUACAUUGAGUAGUAGUACCUCCACUAUACAAGCUGACAGUAGUGUUACUGAUGUACUAAAUACAGAUUCUAACAAUACUUUGAAUAAUGUAUCAGCCUCUGCAUCAUUAAAUGAUGUAGGAGGUGAUAAGAUAGAGGAAGGUAAAGAACUAGUUAAACCAAAGGUGAUUGCCAAUGCAACUCUUGAUGAUGUUCAGGGGGAUGUAGUUAAUGGAUACUGUAAUGAUUUUCAUGAUGAUGAGGUGUUUGAAAAUUUGAAUAGUUUAGAUAAUGCAAAUACUCUAUGCAAUGGUAUGGAUGCUGAAACCAAAUCAGACUGUCAUGGGGUUAUGAGGAGCAAAGUAGAAACAAACGUUCCAUCUUCAAAUAAUGUCAUAAAUAGUGCUAGUGAAAAUAAAAGUGGAAAAAAUGUUGAAGAUAUGUCUACAAAGUUAGAAAGUUUAUCUGUUAAUGGUGCUUUGGAUACGCAAGAAUUGACUUCAAAAUUAGAAAGUUUAGAUAUAAAUUGUAGUCAGCAGAGGGAUAAAGGCAAUCAUAUACAUUUUAAUGGCUUAGAUGUGAAUUCUGAUGAAGAAAAUACCUCAAAACACGACAAAAAUAUUGAUGAUGAAAGCUGUCAAAAAUCAUCCAGAAAUUCAAAAAAUAGUCCUCCUCUUUCUAGACAAGGUUCCGCCAAGAACUCCUGUAAUAAGAGGGAUUUUAAAAAGGAAGCACAGGUUAAGUCAACUACAAUGCUUGGCACACAUUACAUUCCCUCGUCAAGAGAGUGUUCUGUGAUGUCAUGUCUGCACCAGUUUACUUCAGCUGAGUUAUUGACGGGGAACAAUAAAUUUGGCUGUGCUAAUUGUACUAAACUAAGAGACAAGAAGCAUUCAGAUGGAGAGAAGAAAGGUAUGGUGUAUUCCAAUGCCUCAAAGUAUUACUUGAUCUACACUCCUCCCCCAGUCCUCACGCUUCAUCUUAAGAGGUUUGAACAGGUUGGUUUUACCUCACGGAAGGUGAAUAGACACGUAGACUUCCCGUUUAUACUGGACAUGUCACCUUUCUGUAGUUCUAUGUGUCAGGGAGUGAAACCAGGUCAGAAGAAAAUUCUGUACUCUUUAUACGGAGUGGUCGAACACAGUGGGAGAUUGAAUGCUGGUCAUUAUACAGCUUAUGUUAAAGUCAGACCAAAUAUUGGAAUGAUAUCAAAUCACUAUAACCAUUCAGGCCCUUCAUUUAAUGACUAUAUUCAGAGGUACACUGAACGUCUUGUAAAUAAUGGACCAAAGGAAAAUGUAGAAGAUAUUGACGAAGUCCAGGAAGAGAAGUUAGUCCCUCCUGGUCGCUGGUAUCAUAUUAGUGACAGUCGUGUCAGUGAGGCUACGGAAUCUACUGUACAGAGAGCUCAGGCUUACUUACUAUUUUAUGAACGUAUUUAUUAACCAAAGAAUACAUAUAUAUAUUAUUGCUGUCAGCAACUUGUUAAAUUUGCUUUUAGGUGAUUGUAGGUUUAUGGGAAGAAUUUAGGGGGUAAUGAAUUUGUCCUUACUAUUAAAAGGUUUGGUAUUGUUAACUUGAUUAAUUUAAAUCAUUUUCUUUCAUAUCUCAAUGUAAUAAAAAUAGAAAGAAUAUUGGUAUAGCCUCAGGUGAAGUGAGGGCAGAACAUUUUUUUGUAUUUUGAAACACAUAUAUAUGUAUAUAUUACAUUUGUAUUCAAGGUUAAUCUCUGUACAUGACUUUAUUUUAUCUUUACUAAGGUUAUUUGCUUCCCUUCUCUGCUAAUAUUUACUUUGAUAUGGUGUAAUAGGAACUCAGUAAUUUGAUUGCAUUUCCAACGUAAACUUUCAGUUAUUUCCCCAAGCUCUGUUUUGAAGUUUCUUACACCAUAUGUAUGGCUUGUGCUGUUGCAGAAUUCUUUCUCAAUACAUAUAGCAAAUGUAUAGUAAGGAGAAAAAUCUACAUUUAUAAUAGAUUUGUUAUUAGCUGUUAAAAUCUGUUAAUUUAUUUGUUUUGUUUGCAUAAUGUGUUCUAUUUUUUUUUUUAUCAUAGAUGUCAAGCUUCUAAAAUCUUAAUCCAGAGAAAAAUAUCUUAAUCAAACAUUGUGUGUUGAUAUACAUAUUUUGUACCCUUGUAAAAUGUCUGAAGUUAACAUACCAAUAAUCCAGGUCACUAGUUCAGAGUUUUGAGAAAUAAACCAACAUCUCAGAUUCUUGACCAUUUUGAUUUUCUACAGUUCUAUACACACAUUAGACCACAAAAGUUCUGUUAAUACCAAUAUUUUAGCCAUAAUGAUGGCAGGUGCCUCAGUGGCCCUGAGGUUUAAGUAACUCAUUUAUCUAUAGGUAUUGUGAACUAAACACUGAGGUUGUGAGUUUAAAUCCUGAUUGUGGCAGGUGUGGUGGACUAAUAUAAUAAUUGACUAGGAUUGACAGUUCUCAUAACAAAGGUCAGUGGACCAUGUACUGCAGCUUCCUCAAUCAGUAAAAACUGACCACAUGAUAAAACUAAUAAAUUGAGAAUUAAAAUGGUGAAUACUGUGGAUUCAUUUAUUUUCGUGGGUACCAAUUUUCGUGGUUUGAGGAAAACUUACAUAUUCGUGGAUAUUUAAUUUAGUGGUUUUGGCAAUGACUACACUCAUUCCUUUACAAAAUUUGUAUUUCGUUGAACAUUUGAAUUCAUGGUUCUCCUGUACCCACGAAAUCCACGAAAAUUGGUAUCCAACAAAUAUUAAUAAAUCCACAGUAUGGCAAAGAGACAACAACUCAACCAAAGAGCAGACAACAACUGAAGGCCACCAAUGGGUCUUUAAAGCAGCAUGAAAAUCCCACACCCAAAAGUGGUCCUCUGAAUGAUGAAAGGGGCAUAAAA